Molecule: messenger RNA, 357 nt
Organism: Chenopodium quinoa (quinoa)
Lineage: Eukaryota; Viridiplantae; Streptophyta; Magnoliopsida; Caryophyllales; Amaranthaceae
Exons: 1
Coding region: 1-357 (118 amino acids)
Molecular function (GO): nucleic acid binding
Source: RefSeq, a predicted model, not a curated record
AUGGGCACCAAGUAUGCAAGUGCCAUAGUCUGCAACCCGCAGAGCAACGGUCAAGCUGAAGCAGCAAACAAGCAGAUCAUAACAGCCCUGCAAAGAAAGUUGGAGGAGCACAAGGGCCUAUGGGCUGACCUAGUCCCAGAGGUGUUAUGGGCAAACAGAACCACUGAAAAAGAGUCCACUGGUAAAAGCCCUUUCACUCUAGCCUACGGGGCUGAUGUAGUACUCCUAGUGGAAGUUUCAAUCCCCAACCUGAGGAUACAACACUACAAAGCACAAGGGAAUGAAAAGCGCAUGUUGGAAGAGCUGGACUUCCUGCCGAAAGUAAGGCUACAAGCAGCCCUCAAGAUGGCAGCCUAA